GGAUCAUUGGAAUUUUACAGUCUUGUGCUCUUAAAAAAAAGGUUGUUAUAAAGUCUAUCACCAAGUUUUUCCAUUUUAGUUGUUUACCUUUUGCAUUUACAAAAUGAAACCUUUUUAAUUACUCUUACUGUUUUUACCAUAGGUUAAUAUGUUCUACAGAGCCCUGGUGGGAGAAUCCAUUUCCCAGUUUCGUCACUACCACUCCCGACGAAGAAGCUUAGCCGGUCUAUGUGACUUAUUUGAUGAUGGGACAGCAUGCCCAGCAUGUCCAAAGGCUGAUGGCACCAUGAUUGUGACUAUGGAUGCCAACUUUGGCCUUGUAAGAAAAAGGAGCUCCGGAAAAAGUGUGACAGAGCCCUUGCAUGGUAACAGCAUGUUUGUGAGGGAUGAGGAUGUAGAGGAAUAUCUCCUGUCACAUCCUGAUUGCACCAAACCAACGGAAGACUGUAGCAACUUCAAAGCUGGAAAUUUACUUCAGUCGCAAAACCAACAAAGAAAAAUAGAUGUGACUGGUGUAUUUGGAGCCUCAUGCCGCCAUGAAAUACCAUUAACGUUUUUGAACAUGACUCAUGGAGAAAGGCUUGCAUAUCCAAAGUUCAUCAUACGUGAGCUGGAGAAAAGAUAUAAGGACAAAAACGUUAAUCUGCAUUUCAUAUAUGGUGUUGCAUGUGUACUUUUUACACAUAUGCAUAAAACCGGAGAAGGAAUUCCUCAAGGUAUUUCCAUGGCUGUACCAGCAUUUCAUGUUUAUGGACAUAAACUGCAGUUUCAGAUCAUGUACAGCACACGAAGGCUUCCUGGAUUUGGGCUAACAGAUGGUGAAGGCAUGGAAAGGUUAUGGUCGUUUUUGAGAAGAUUUUCACGAGUGACUAAAGAGAUGACUCCUUCCCAUCGGCUUGACCUUCUGACUGAUGCCUUACUCUAUUAUGGAAGAAGAAAAUCAACAGAUCUAGAAGUGCAGCUCAUUCAGAGAUGGGACAAAGCAGAGAAGGUCUGGAGUUUUGCUGAGAAGGAGAUUUCUGCAGUUCUGAAAGAGGCACCAAUGUGUAUUUCAGAACGUGACGUACAACAGUGGAUGGAAACAGAGAUUGAAGUUGCCCAACCUGCACGUUUGAAAACAAGACCCACAGACACUGUUCCGAGAUGGAAAAGGAAUUAUGUCAUGAAGUUGACUAAAUUCAAUCAGCUCCGAUCCCUGAACCAGGAGUACCCAACUGGAGAUGAAACACAGCUGGAGAGUGAUCUUCAAGCAAACACUAUGGAAUAA
Messenger RNA from Girardinichthys multiradiatus, 1267 nucleotides. RefSeq lists its product as uncharacterized. Bases 149 to 1267 code for a protein of 372 amino acids. The transcript is spliced from 11 exons. The record is from RefSeq and is a predicted model, not a curated record. Lineage: Eukaryota; Metazoa; Chordata; Actinopteri; Cyprinodontiformes; Goodeidae.